CUGUCCAUAUUUCCAUAAUAUAUAACUAAUUCAAUAGAAUGACACCCAUCUUCAAUAUCAUGGCUGCGGAAGUUGCGAGCCGGUUAGCUGGAAACUCCACACCUCGUUGCAAGAAAUCGGCGGGUUCGUGCUAGGAGGCCUGAGGAAUCAGAAUCCAUCAACUUGGUUCGAGCCUGCACUUUGAUCGAUAAAAUAUAAACUUCCAACUCCAACCCUCCAAGCUCCAACAAUCCCUGUGUCUGCGAGUGACUAGCGAUCACUGACUGGCACGGCGGUCCAUGGAGGGACAAGUUGAAGUAUGCAGCUCGGAAGUCGAAGAUCGCGGGAUAUACAUGUCAUUACCACAUGACGCACAGUCAUGUUACAACCUCAUUUGGCGCAUGAAUAAGAACUUGGAACGAGAGCUCGAAAAAGUUGGUCGAAGAGGAAGGGAGGGUUACGACAAGGACCUUCAGAGAUGGAAGGCUGAAGCACACGAUCUCGGCAACUGCAAACCUCGGACUCGAAAGCUUGCCUUUAUCGGUAGGACAGGAGCUGGCAAAAGUACAGCUAUCAAUGCCAUAUUGGGCGCGCCAGUGUUAUCAACGCGAGCAGACGGCGCGUGCACGUCUGUUCAGACUGAAAUAAUCUACGAAGAUUUGCACCCUUCAACUUGGAGAGCAAGCGUUAACUUCAUCGAAAAAGAUGAGUGGAAAAAAACUCUGCAAAUUCUUCUAGAUGAUAUCGCUCCUGUCUGUGAAGUUGGUGCUUUGAAGAUCGAACAUGAUGAUUUCAGGCCUGCGUUGGAUGCAUGGGGCAUCCUAAAAGAGGUCUAUCCUCACCUUCGUGCACUAUCAUUCCCACCGCCUCAUCAAGACGUACAUGCACUCCUGCAACACGAACCCGUGGUAUCCAUACUUGGUACCACCAUUCAGACGACAGGCACAGGCUUUGAUAGCCUGGAAUUGCAGCUCCGGCCAUAUUUAACUUCGUAUGUAACAGAGGAACAGCCGAUCCUCCAGUUGGAGCCAUCUGUCUGGCAUCUGGUAGACAGUGUUCGUAUUUAUGGAGCAUUUGAAGUGCUCGCAUCCGGUGCUGUCACACUCGUGGACAUCCCUGGUUUCGGGGAUGCCAAUAAAACAAGAACCAAGCGUACCAAAGAAUACCUCAAAAAUGUUGAAGUAGUAAUACUAGGUUUGAAAAACGAGAUGAACGGAUUUGUCUUACCACUAAUAUUUGCAUCAGUUGCAGACAUCAAGCGCGCAGCUGAUGACCAGGCCAUGCACAACUACGUUGAGAAAUUCUUGCAUCAAAUGAUUGCAAUAGAUGGCCGCAUAGAAUCGCUGUUAAUUGUGCUCACCGGAGCGGACGUACGAAUCAACGAGGACCAGCUGCAUCACCUCAGUUCAAACCAACGCCAGAUAAUCCAGAAAAUGCAUCAGGAGAUCGUCCAUCUCAGCAAAAGCCUGGAUGAGCAAGAGAAACAAUUCGACAUGUUCUUUCUCGACUUCUAUAUGGCUCCGAAGGAUAGUCCUGAGUUUGUGGGGCUGUCGGAGCGCCUAUGCUCGACCAAAGAGAUGAAGGGCCAGACAGCUAGUAGACUGCAUUUGGCAAAAGCUGCCAAAGACACAUACAUUGCAGCAUUUUGUCAGCACCAACGAUCUGCUCGGGCACGAAGUGUCUUUCUGGAGCUCUAUCGUCAAGUAUACUGUAGUAUUAAGCAGGACUCUGCCAGUCAACCCCCUUUGUUACCUAUUUUCUGCAUUGGAAGUGUGGAUUACACCCAACUUUUGGUGACAGAUAGACAAUACCGAGCUCCGGUGGUUUUUACUGACCUCGAAGAUACUGGUAUUCCGCAUUUGUGUCGUUAUAUUCAUGAUUUUGGUUCCGAGAAAGCGAUCUCAGAUAUCAAUGCCCACGUGCACAGGUCAACAUUGCUGUGGGAAUCAAUUGAGAGCUACUUUCUUUCUUCACGGCGAGAUUCGAGGCUCGCAGCCUAUGAGGAUGCAGCAAGAAACCUGGUGGAAGCUCUCAAGGAUACUGUCAACGAGAUACGCAAAAUUUCAGGAGCGAAGAUCGACAACAACAUGAACGAACUGGAACAAGCUCUUCGAAUUGAAGCUGAAAAGGUAGCUGAGCGCAGUCUCAACACCAUCAAGAUGCUCGGAGAGAAUCGUCAAUGGUGCAGCUACCGUUCUCUCAUGCGCCGAGAGGGUGAAUGGCGAUCAACAGAUCUCAAUGAGGACCUCGUUCACGGAAUGUUAGAAGGCAAUGCAUCAAGUGUGUGGCACAGGUUAUUCAACGAUUUUAUAAGAACAGAGCUCCAUUCGCUCGUUGUGGAUAUUUCGAAUCUUUGCAACGACACAGUUCAAUCUAUCAAGAACAGAGCCCAACGAACGACAGCAAUUGCACCACACAUUGACAAUGCAUGUAACUUUAUACAUCCAUCUAAUACCAUCAAUCCUGCACGAGACCAAUACUUGUCAGCCCUUUUGACAAUGCAAAGGGAAUUUUGCGGUUCGUUCAAGGGACUUCUCCGCGCUGCGUUGGAGGACCACUAUCACGUUGUUGGAAGGGAAUCUGGUGUAGGAAUGUUUUCACGAAUGAAGGCCCAGGAUCUGAAUGAAGAACAAUUUAGUCCAAUAAAGGCCCGAGAAUUAUAUACUAGGCUCGUCGAUCAAGUCAUGACAGCUGUCCGAAUGGCAAGGAAUAAGGGGGAAACAGCACUCGACGAAGCACUUGCCCGUUUGUACGCAAUCAUUGACCGUUCUCUUGUCUGCGUGCAGGGAGAUGAUCAAAUAUGCAAGGUCACACGGAGGAAUAUGCAGAAAUUUCUCGACAAAGAAUACAGUACCCCACUGGCAGAAACGAUGAUGAUCAUGGAUAGGUAUCAAGAGCGCAACACAGCACCAAGAUAGGUGAUAAUAUAGUAAUCAUAGAUCAAUGUAUUGCACUGAGGUUGGAAUCG
This is a messenger RNA of Suillus subaureus, 2947 nucleotides long. RefSeq lists its product as uncharacterized. The transcript is spliced from 26 exons. NCBI's taxonomy places the organism in Eukaryota, Fungi, Basidiomycota, Agaricomycetes, Boletales, Suillaceae. The coding region runs from base 279 to 2897 and encodes 872 amino acids. The record is from RefSeq and is a predicted model, not a curated record.